CUGAGUUAUACCCGAUGGAACUAUCAUAUUCUCUUAGUUCGACAGAAACGCAAUGGAUAUAUUCCAGGUGUCGAUGCUCAACUAGAACCAUUCGACGUCCCAUUGUCUGAUCUUGAAAAAGACACCGAACCUGUGACGACAUUGAAGGAGCAGUGUUCACGAUUCCUGAAUCAUUAUAGAUACUUCUGUCGUACAUCUAAUAUUGCAACAUACAACGAGGAGGUUCGAAUUAUCUGCGAGCGAUACAGAACCUACUGUUCGGAUCGAGUUUAUCCUUCCAUAAAUCAUAUUCGACGACAGAUUUCAUUCUGGAAGCAUUCCGGACUUCCAGUUGGUGCUCAAAAAGCGCUAACGAGAUGUUAUUCACACUGUAAGGAAACGGAUCCUGUUUGUGUAAAUGCAUGCGAAUGCCUACAUUUGCAAUGGGUGAUGAACUACGAAUGUUACCCUGGGAUUCGAGCUCCGGCAGGUCCUAAUUGUCAAAGAUGGGCACAAAAGUGCCGGGCAGUUUGGAAGCCGCUACCCGACUACACACCCUCUGAUUUCACCGAAAUGGCUCCUUGGCCACUUGUUAGAGGCCAAUUCUACGGAUACGAUGCUUUAGGCAAUUAUCGUACCUUCAAUCGCCCACGCGAACACGGUGUAUCAUUUUAUCGCGGCACGAACACUGUUCUAGUCGAUUGGCCCGAAGGAAAGGUCUCCAGUGCUUCUGUGAUCGAAGUCCCAGCUGUUGGUGUUAAUGUUAUCUAUAACGCGCUUGAUGUUGGGUUUCCAAAUCCUCGAAGAACUCUCAGCGAUCUUACAAAGGAGAAUCUGGCUCCGCUUAAUCAAGGAACUGGCAGGAAGAAGAGUAUGAUGGCAGUAAUUAGACGGACAUAG
Angiostrongylus costaricensis is the source of this 879-nucleotide messenger RNA. The record is from the annotation of a GenBank genome assembly. Lineage: Eukaryota; Metazoa; Nematoda; Chromadorea; Rhabditida; Metastrongylidae.